CAUAUAGCUGCGUCAAUGCGUGAGAGAGUGAGCAGGUGUUUGUGUUAAUAUUUUUUUUAAUUCUAUUUUACUGUAUACCUGUCUGACUCCAAGAAACACUUAAAAUGUACGGUUAUUAAUGAGGGUAUUUAUACAACAGCAAUACCAAUAAUAAUACUGAGAAAAAUCAUAAUCAUUAUUAUAAAUCAGUCAUGCCAUUUUUCCCCCCCUGAAAAAUUAAGCAUGUUAACUGCAUGAAUGAAACACACACACACACACACACACAUAUAUAUAUGAAUAUAUAUAUGGAUUAUUGUAAAAAUUAUGAAUAUUAACUUAUUUAUAGUCUCAUAUAUAUAGACGCAUUUUUUAUUCAUCUACUUACAUUACGAUAAUAGUAUCAAAUUGAGUGACAUUUCGCCGGAACAAAAGCGGAAUAUAGUCAGUACUGUUUAAAUUACUAUAAAUAAGAAUGCACCAAAGAAUAAUAACACAAAUAGUAUAGGAUCAUGUAAAAACACCCAAUACAAAAAAGACAUGCAGAAUUGAUUCGGAAAAAAACAGAACUCUAACAAAUUGCAAUAACUUUCCGAAUAUUUUGCCUUUUUUCUAAAUUAAUUAUGUAACGCCCGUACGGUCCCAAAAAUCCAUACGAAUUUUCAAUCGUCUAUCGCACAAAAUAAUUUCGAAUUGAUGACACAAUUUAAUAACGUAUUAGUUGAUUAACUAACAAAAAAAAAAAAAGAUGCUACUUACCACCUGACGGAUGACGGAAGCGUCAUCAUUAAUUAGGAGAACUAUAAAUAGCAACCCACACUUGUGAUAAGUACUAUCACUAAAAGUGACUCGAGUGAUAUAAGAUUUGAUGUCUUUUUUGGAAACAGGCUGCAUCCAACUUGAGCUUUGUGGGAACUCCCUUCACAUUCUUAACACUUGAUAUCUUGGAGUUUGGGAAGGGGGGGGCGGAUAAAAAAAAAUAAAAAGAGGAAGAAGAAGAACUCAGGUGGACACAGUUGAAAAAGGAAGGCAGCCAAUCAGAACGCCGCCUCCCCUUUUGGCCAAUGACAGGCGCCACAUUGUUGUCAAAUUGCUCUAAUGAAAACGUGAGCGCAACAAUAGUGAAGGGAGAGAGCGCUCUGUAGCCACUGACGCUCUCUGGAGGAAGUUAGUGUCUCACACGCACGUACACGCACGCGCUGGUCCCGGAGCUCCUCUUUUUCGGGGGGCGAUUUCAACGAUUAUCACUCGGUCGGUGCGGUAGAAGCGCUCCGCGGAAUCGCUCGCGUUCAUUCGUUCAGCCAGCAAUGGAUCUCAGAGCGGAGAUGCAGCCCGCCGUCUCCUCGUCGGCCUCGGUCUCCGCCGCUCAAGUGGCCGCGGUGGCUUCCAUCCCGGUGUCCAUGGCGAGCAGCCUCCUGCGCGGGCCGCCGCUCCUGUUGCGCGCCGCCGACAAGUACCCGCGCACGCCCAAGUGCGCGCGGUGCCGCAACCACGGCGUGGUGUCGGCCCUGAAAGGUCACAAGCGCUACUGCCGCUGGAAGGACUGCAUGUGCGCCAAGUGCACGUUGAUCGCCGAGAGGCAGCGAGUCAUGGCGGCCCAGGUGGCGCUGCGCAGGCAGCAAGCGCAGGAGGAGAACGAAGCCCGGGAGCUGCAGCUGCUCUACGGCACCGCCGAGGGACUCGCCCUUGCAGCUGCCAACGGCAUCAUCCCGCCCAGGCCGGGCUACGAGGUCUUUGCCACGGUGGGCAGCGACAACAGCAACUCCGCUGACUCGAGCGUGCAGAAGUUCGACUUGUUCCCAAAGGGCCAAGCAUCUGGCCCUUCCACGCCACAGCAGGCUGGCGGCACGCAGACGCCCGCAGAGAGCGACGCCCCGGGCCUUUCAUCUCCAGACGCUCGCCACGGAGGAGGCGGAGCUUACGGCUCCGAGAACGGAGACAGCGAGUCGUUCAUCCACUCGCCGGUGACCAAGCCUUCGAAAGACGGCGGCGAGACUCCCUGCAGGUCCGUCAGCUCCCUGUGCUCGGACUCCGGUUCCGAGACUGACAAGGACGAGCGGGAGCCUUCGCCGUCCCCGUCGCCGUCCUCCGCGGGCUCCAGGCAAAUGCACGCCCUCAACAUCCUUACCCGGGUGUUCCCCAGCCACAAGCGCAGCGUGCUAGAGCUUGUCCUGCAGGGCUGUGGCAAGGACGUGGUGCAGGCCAUCGAGCAGAUCCUCAAUAACCCGACUCAGGGCAGCCAGCACAAGUCCGGCUCCGAGGAGACUUGGAGCGCGGAGAGGCUGCUGCAAAGCUCGCAGCCACCUCCUUCCACCUCCUCGUCCUCGUCUUCCUCGGCUCCAGCCCCAAUUCGACCCAUGCUGCCCGGUGCCAUGACGCUCAGCAACCGCUCGGCCUUCUCGCCCCUGCAGCCCAAUGCCCCCCACUUCGGAGCUGAGCCGAGCGCUUACUCGCUAGGAACCCACCUGGGACUCAACCCGUUGCGGCUGGCCUACUCAGCGCAUAGCCGCGGCCUGGCCUUCAUGACGCCCUACUCUACCACGGGCCUCAUGCCCACCCUGGGCUUCAGACCCCCGAUGGACUAUGCCUUCAGCGACCUCAUCCGGGACAGGACGAUGUUGCACAAGGAGCAGGGCUACGCCGGAGGCCUGUACGGGCCUCUGGUCAACAACACGCCGGACAAACAGUGACCGCACACAUACACACACACACACACACACACACACACACACACACACACACACACACACACACACACACGCACAGUAAACACAGGUUCCAUUGUAUUUGUGGCCACAAGUGUUUGAAUGUUGGCAAAAAAAAAUGUGUUGUGUUUUUGGCUGUGGGCGACUGUAAAUAAAUCUGGCUUGUAGUCAAGAGACUCAUUUGACUUUAUCUUAAAUUCUCUAAAUUCCAUGACAAUUCUGCAGGAUAUUAAAAAAGAAAAACUGCAAAUCAUGUUUAAAUAAGGUUUUAAACAGCAAUUGAGAAAUCAAUUAAAUUUUCCAAAUUAAACUGCAGUUUUCAGAGACUCAUUAAGUUAUUCUAACUGGCGCAUAUUAACCCUUUUUAAGAUGUUCCUGUUGUAAAAGUUAAACUAAUUGAUGUAAAGAAAAACUACAUGAAAGGACAUUUUGUCUUCUAUGUAAUUAUUGUUUCACUUUUGUUUUUGUAUCUACUUUCUUUUCAACUGCCUGUAUUGCAUCUAGUGUGAGGGCACGCGGCGCUACUUUGACUUUCAUUUAAUCUUUUAGUGACAUUAAAGUGCAAAAUCAAGUCUGUUGCUCUUGAAACGUGCUGUCACGUUGUAUGAAUAUGCUGGGAAGAAUAAAUGUUAUUUUAAAAAAAAAAA
Molecule: messenger RNA, 3328 nt
Organism: Syngnathus acus (greater pipefish)
Lineage: Eukaryota; Metazoa; Chordata; Actinopteri; Syngnathiformes; Syngnathidae
Gene: dmrta2
Product: DMRT-like family A2
Exons: 2
Coding region: 1284-2666 (460 amino acids)
Biological process (GO): sex differentiation; regulation of transcription by RNA polymerase II; germ cell development
Cellular component (GO): nucleus
Molecular function (GO): protein binding; RNA polymerase II cis-regulatory region sequence-specific DNA binding; DNA-binding transcription factor activity, RNA polymerase II-specific
Source: RefSeq, a predicted model, not a curated record